AUGUCCCUCAAGUUGGGGUCCACACUGCACGAACACUCCGAUGUGUCCGCCUACUUUGGCCCCGCUGGCGGCAAUGAGGCGACGAGCGAGGUCUCUGGUGGUGCUGGCGUUGAAACCGCGUUUUUUCACUACGCUGAUGAGCGCGCAUCAGUUGCCAGCGCUGAACAAGGACGACUCUUUGACUUUGUCGACGCCUUCGGCGAUCCCAGUUCCAACCAUAACACCGAUGAUGCCCUGAACUCCUCCACCAGCCUCUCCGCUGGGGGUGAUGAUCAGCAUGUCAGCCGAGUUCUCGACGCCUUCCUGCCGACGUCUCCCAUCAGUACUUCCGCAACGGCUACGAAGGCUACAUUCGACCUGCCCUGCGAAGAGGAGGAUGAAGAUGAGCAGGGGGAGGAUGAAGAAGAUGAAGAGGAAGAGGAGGAAGAGGACGAGGACGAAGAGGAGGAGGAGGAGGACUACGAUCGCUGGGGUGCUACGCCGCGCACGGAAGAAAUGCGCAGUGUCACUGCCGCCUCUGCCCUCUCACCGCACUCGCACACCAUUGACAUGGACCAAAUGGAUGAAGAGGUUGACGAGGGCUUUCCCAGCAGUUCCGAACCGUGCGUUGCUUUUCCCUCUAAUCCCCUCACCCUCAUCUUCCAACUUCCGACUGAUAGCCUUCUAACCGCCAAUUUUCUUAUUGCAGAACCAUCAACAUCGGUCCAGCCUAUCAGGCUGAUCUGCCGGACUACACUAACGGUAAGUCAGCAGCCUUCUUACUCUCCUCUCCCCCCCCCCCCCCC
Messenger RNA from Spirometra erinaceieuropaei, 785 nucleotides. The record is from the annotation of a GenBank genome assembly. NCBI's taxonomy places the organism in Eukaryota, Metazoa, Platyhelminthes, Cestoda, Diphyllobothriidea, Diphyllobothriidae.